Molecule: messenger RNA, 1139 nt
Organism: Papilio xuthus (Asian swallowtail)
Lineage: Eukaryota; Metazoa; Arthropoda; Insecta; Lepidoptera; Papilionidae
Product: sodium/potassium-transporting ATPase subunit beta-2
Exons: 7
Coding region: 84-917 (277 amino acids)
Biological process (GO): intracellular potassium ion homeostasis; potassium ion import across plasma membrane; sodium ion export across plasma membrane
Cellular component (GO): sodium:potassium-exchanging ATPase complex
Molecular function (GO): ATPase activator activity
Source: RefSeq, a predicted model, not a curated record
UUCAGCGCGGCACCAGGGAACCGGGAACCGGGAACUUGGAACUGGGAUCCAGGAAUAAGGAGACAAAGGAAAUAUACUUCAAAAUGGGUUUCGAAAAGAGAACCAUAAAGAUCAUAGUGUGCGUUGCUGUAUUAUUAUUGGUGAUUGGAGCAAUAAUCGGCUUGGUACUUGGACUUGUUCUGCCGUACCGAUACGUUGAGCUGGAGGUAUGGCCGCGAUCAGAUGAGUACAAUCGGGAGCAACCGCUUAUCCAGUUCCGCGUCAACGACCCCGGCAGCUGGCAUCCCUGGUACAACCGCAUCAAUGACUUCCUCCGUGCGUACGAGACGAAUGUUCCGGAGGAGCCGCCGCGCGCGCCCUGCUCUACACUGCGCCACGACCAGCGCGUGCCUAGCCCCAACUGUGAACGCGCGCUGGCCGUGUGGGCGCCCUGCAUCGCUGACAACUUCUACGGCUACCGCGAUGGUACGCCCUGCGUCUUUCUCAGGCUGUCGCAUAUCCACUACUGGGUACCGGAACCGUACAACGUGUCUCUGCCGCUAGCCCUGCCACCUGACAUGCCCAACAACAUCAAGCAGAUGAUGAUGCAACGCCCUGCGCACGUAUACGGUGACUACGUGUGGGUGUCGUGCGGCGGCGAGUUCAGCUCGGACCAGGAGAAUGUAGGCCCACUGCAGUAUAUACCCGCGGGACUGCCCCCUGGCUUCCCCACCGCUCGCCUGCACACCGCCGACCGCAUCCCACGUGCCGCGCGCGCGCAACCUGACCCAUUGCCCGGACCACUCAUCGCGCUACUCUUUGAAAACCCACGACGUGGUGUUUUGAUCAACGUGGAGUGCAGGAUCUGGACCCGAGACAUCCUUUACGACCGCACCAGCCGUGUCGGCCGCGCGCGCUUCGAAAUAUACGUUGAAUAAAUUCCUAUUCCUUGAUAUUACUUACUUAAUAAGUUGUACAUUAUUUUAUGGUUGCUAUUACUCAUUUGAAUCUAAUAAUUAAUAAAAUGUUAACCAUCGUUACUCUACAAUAUAAGAGCAAAACUACAUUUUGAUUAUGAAGAGAGUAAGUUUUUAUAACAUUACGCGGCUAAAUUGUAUGAUCAGUGUUACCCUGUAAAGAAAUGUUUUGUUUUAAAUCUG